Messenger RNA from Tribolium madens (black flour beetle), 4360 nucleotides. RefSeq lists its product as uncharacterized. Bases 252 to 3716 code for a protein of 1154 amino acids. Gene Ontology annotation, cellular component: histone methyltransferase complex; transcription regulator complex; nucleus. Gene Ontology annotation, biological process: positive regulation of transcription by RNA polymerase II. NCBI's taxonomy places the organism in Eukaryota, Metazoa, Arthropoda, Insecta, Coleoptera, Tenebrionidae. The transcript is spliced from 7 exons. The record is from RefSeq and is a predicted model, not a curated record.
CAUCUAGUGAGCGCAUCUCGAAUGGCGUCGAGUUGUUAUUGUUGAAAGCGUUUAAUAAUUUCUUUAAGGAUUAUGAGUGUUUUUAUGAAGUUUUUAAAAGCCUUCUUGCAAAUUAGUGAUCCUAAAGUAUACUAGUACAAGUGCAGAGGAGAACUUUCCGGCUGGAUUGGCUUUUUGAGUGUCAAAAGUAUGUCACAGAGAAUCGGGUUGAUGUAAAAACUUCGAUAAUCGGAAUGUGACUCCCACCAAGGAUGGCAGCAGACAGUGAUGGCUGCGAUUUAACGACAAUAGUCACAUGCGAAGGCAAUCUAUCAGACCCUGACUUCGCAAAUCGCUUCAACUCUGUCGUCGGCAAACUGAACGGUAUUCUGGGAGACGUCGUCAAAGUACACAAGCUGGAGCCCUGGAAUUCAGUGCGUGUAACGCUGUCUAUUCCUCGGGAAGCAGCGUUACGUCUCAGGAAGCUGGCCAGCGAGGGCUCGGCCCAGCUCCGGAAUCUGGGGAUCCUCAGUGUGCAAGUGGAGGGCGAUCAAGUCAUCUCCUUGCGCAUCGCCAACUCCGUCAACGCGGAGCCCCAAGAAAUCCGGCUCCAAACCGCUCAAGAUGGCAGCAGCGGCAGCAGUCAAGUUGAAGGUCCCCUAUCCCGAUUCUUGGCGCCCGCCGCCGAACCAGAAAAGGUGCAGUUCAAAUCACCCAACGUGGUGUGUCCCGCCGACAGUGUGGUACCCAAAGUGCCCGUCAGUGUGGCAGCGACGGUUAGCAGCACGCCUCCGACCACGAAGGGCUACGGGGGACCGUUUCCCUUCACCAGCAUGAAUCAGGCGAUCCACAGUCAAGGGAAUUACGUCACUCCACCGCCCCCCUAUCCUGGAAAACACCCCGCAGUGACUAUCUCCAGCCCCCUUCUUGUGAAUCUGCUACAGAAUGAUGGAGCAACGUCUCCGAAAACGACAGAUACUCCAGUGACAAGUGCAGUGAAAGCUAACAGGACGGUGAAUUCGUUUGUGCAAAAGCCGAACUUGCCUCGAACUAUUGUGGCCAAUAGGACGGUGCCAGUGCAGAAGAACACCAAACCUCAGGCAAACACGUCAUCACCAAGCGCCUUAUCAAAUACUUCCAUUAGGCAAAAUAGUAAACCGAACAGUACAAUUACUCUACCACCGUAUCCCAAUAACACGGCGACGACUCAUCUGCCUCCGCCGCCUCCCUACUCGGUGGCGGUCAACCGCCAAUGGGACUCUGUAGUACAAACAUCGCCAUUCAUGGACUUAACUCCCUCGCUUACCGACUUGAAAGCCGACGAUUUGGAACAUCUACUGCCGACUCUGGAACGCGAUCUCGCCCGGAGUCCGCCGGAAAUCCCAGAGGAGUUAACCCAUUCGGAUGACAAACGGAACUUUCUCAUCAAUCCUCUAACGGGGGAGUUGGAGCCACAAUCGAGCGGUGAGAGCGACACCGAGGACCUGGGGGACGUCUUCACCGGACUACCAUCUCCGGCUGCCCUUUCCGACGAAGACACCAAUUCGACGAUUCGACCGGACACGACGGAUCAAAGUGACAGUGAAACGCGUUCCUCGCAUAGUGACAGUGGCAAACAUUCGCGAAUCAAAUCGAAAACGGCCCGAGAUCGAGGCCGCGACUCUCCGAAUCUAAAACCGACGGAGAAAAUCAAACUUCGACUCAAAUUGGAAAAAUCCGAACCGAUUAAUUCGGCGUAUAAAGUCGACGUUAGUUUCAUUCAACAGCCAAAGAAGGCGUCCACGUCCGUCGUAGCUUCAUCACCGGGCGAAGAACUCCGAGUGCCCCCUUUACACAUCUCGUUACGUGGCCGUCAUCACGCUUUCAUCACCAACAAGAAGAAGAAACUCAAUUCGGACAAGGCGAAAAUGCGUAAAAACCAGGUGAAGAAAAUCACCGAUCCACAUAGUGCAAUAAAUGAAGAGACCGACGACAAGAAGAAGAAAUUCAAGUCGAAUCAUAUCCACGAUUCGGAUCUUAUCUCCAAACUCGUCAUUCAUAACAAUUACAAAGAGAAACAGAAGGAGCGAAGAGGAAGCGACUCGGAAUUGACUCGCGCCAAUCUCAAAUUUGUCGAUAGUAAUGGAAUUACUUCCGUGGAGAAGAAGCGGCGGUUGAGUCAGUCCGAACCGGGUCUCGAAUCAGAACCGCCGAUUUUGGGCUCAACCAAUAUCGGAACAAUUGCGAGUCUACCGCAAAAAUCGCGYAAAGACAAGAGCAAAGUCAAYGAGAUGUUCAAGAGCAAAGAUGUAGUCAGGACAAAGAGUUUUAGUAAGAGUUUGGGUGAAAAGUUUACGAAACAGGUGGCGUUGCCGACGGGUGAGAUCGAUAUGGGGGCGAAGUUUAAGCAGAGUAUGAUGGAAGGAACGGAAAAGGGGAUUCCCAGGCCACCGCAUCGGACAGAAAAUGUACAUGAAAUCGUUGCGGAGAAUAAGAAAAACGAAAAGGCUGAUCAGAUUAUAAAGGUGGAGUCGGAACCGCCCCCCUUGAAGGAGAAAUCCCCCGAGCCGGACAAGUGCAACACUCCUGAUCGCAAACAGGGCGAUUUGGGCGACAAACAGGCGGGCCGUUCGCCGAAUUCGGGCGCCCAAGGUGAAGACAGUGGCAUCGAAAGUAUGGACGCUUUAAGCGAGAAAUCGCCGAAUCAGGCCAGCCAAAGUCCACACGCCGACAUUCCCGAACCAAUCAAAUCAAAAACACAAGUGCCUGACAUGCCUCACAUGCUCGACAUUGAAGCCCAAUUGGCAAAAAUGGAAGGUUUGAACGGCGUUGAAGACAUGAACGAGAACCAACCGAAACAGUUGGGCCAAUGUUGUGAAUUGACGUCGGCACUGCAAGAUAGUCUCAAACAGGGGGCUGUCAGUCUGUCAUCGGUCAACCCGACGAGUCCUCUUGCGGUGAAAGAACCACUCCAGCCGGCGGAAGUCAGUCUGGUUCCGGUCAAGACAAAGACGAAAGAAGAUGAUUUGGAGCCGCUUCCGGUCCGAGUAACGCCGCCUCUCUAUACUUAUUCGAAUCCGGAUAAAGGGCGCGGAUCCGAGAGUCCAACAAUGUCUGACGAAGACAGCAAUUCAUGUUCUAAUAUCCACAAAACGAAAAGUCUCCUCGAACAGCUCCUUAUUGAGAUUCCGGAUAAUCAAACGCCGAGUUCGCCGAGUCCGGCGACGCGUUCGGUCCGAACAAGAGCCCUCUCGAAGUUGAGCAGUCCCGAAUUGAAUUCGCCGGUUUCGGCGGCGAUCAAAUCGAAUCGCGUCGCGACGCCUGCCGCGAAAAGGAAACGACACGAAUCGGACAGUUCCAACAAUAGUAUAGAGGAUGCGCGAAGCAAAAAGACGAGGAAAUGCUCUGAAAAUGCGGUCGAAUUGAUCAAGGCGUGCAUUGGUGUCGAAGCGACGAAAGCGAAUAAUGUUAAAAAGACGGGAAAGUCGCAAGAUGAGAGUUCGGAUAGUGAUGAGCCGUUGAUAGAAAAAGUCAGAAAGACGGCGACGGCGAAUAGUGUGGGGGGAAAAAAAGCCAAAAGUGGGAAUGGGGUCAAGGGGGUUGCAGUGACGACGAGAAGGUCGGUUAGGACAGCGAUUCCGGCGCCGAAUACGAGGAGUAAAGGGGAUAAAGUCGGGGUGGAUUCAGAAGCACUGAGGAGGAAGACCAGGAGUGCUGUGUCGGAGGGCGACAGCAAACGCAAGAAAGAGGUAAAGUGACAGUAUCAGAGUGGCCGUCCAUCCGACGGUCUCCAAUUACUAGAAACAGAGCCUCUCAAUAGGCCCCCAUACGUAACAGUGCCCAUACUGCAGCCCCAGCCUUGAACACCUAUAUUUUGAAAAAUAAAAAAAAAUAAAACAGCAGCCACAGCCAUGUCACCGUUACUGUACAGAUUGUGAUAUACCCACUAUAAUAUUGUAAAUAGCUAGGAUCAAUUAUUGUAAAUAGAAGAGAGGAAAAAAGAGAGAAAGCAGUGUCACAAAGUCACACCCGUUUAUAUAAAUGUAAUAUAAUGUGGUAUUUUCCAUACGAGCUAACGCAUAUAUAAUACAUAAUACAUACUAUUCUUUACUAUUGUUUGCAUUUUACGUAGAAAAACAUCAAAUAUCUCACGAUUGUAUGUACAUUGUAUGAUUAUUGUAAAGUUGUUGACAUAUUGUUUACUUUUAGCUUAGUUGUAUCUGUUUUUCUUUUAUUAUUAUUGAUUUUUUAAUUAUUAUUUAUACCACAAAGCCUUGUAGGAUAUGUUUCUUGUUUCUUUACGUAAAAUACAAUGACUUGUAAUGUUCUUAAUUGUAGAUUUGUGGAAAGGUUGAUGAUUAUAAACUAUGCAUUGUUAAAUAGAAAUAUCUUAAUAUUUAUA